AUGAGCCGGCGGGGCACGGUGAAGUUCUACAACUCCGUGGAUGGCUAUGGCUUCAUCCGGAGCGGCAGUCAAAGCCGACCCGGAGCGCCGGAGGUCUACGUGCACCGGUCGGCGAUUGCCGAUGGGCAAAUGCUGGUACGAGGGGACCAGGAUGAAGAGAUCAUUGAGACUGUGCCAGAUGGAGUCAUCGAAGAGGAGGGACGCCUGAACGCCUUGCGCGUCACGGGUGGCUCUGGCGGGUAUGGCCUCACGCACGGCUGCAAGGUGGAUAGAAGCACGGUGAAGGACCUGCGGGGGACGAUCAAGAAGUUCUUCCCCGAGAAGGGCUGGGGGUUCAUCAUCCAAGAGCAAGGUGGGCCGAACCUCUUCUUCCACAGCAAUCAGCUGGAUGACGGUUCCGUGACCUGA
Molecule: messenger RNA, 408 nt
Organism: Durusdinium trenchii
Lineage: Eukaryota; Dinophyceae; Suessiales; Symbiodiniaceae
Source: the annotation of a GenBank genome assembly